AUGUUUAGAUGGAACCACACCAGCUUAUCCUCCAACAAGUCAAAGUCCCAUCGUGAGCUCCGCUACGCCACAUCGCCCCCUCUUCUACCCCCUGAGCUCAUCGAAUCUAUCAUCGAUGAAGUAGGCCUCUUGGACGACAUCCCCACCCUCAAAGCAUGUGCGCUCGUUGCUACCCCUUUCGUCUUCCGCGCUCAGAGCCACAUCUUCCGCACCAUCGACCUUGACCGUAAGGUUCCCCGCUGGAAGACCCACCAUAGAUUUCACCGCCUCCUUCUUGCAAAGCCCCAUCUGGGAUUGCACGUGCGCCGGAUCCGUGUCGGCGAUGAUGCAGAGGACGAGUUCGGGAGCCGCGGCGGCAGCAGUAGGCGGCGCGCAGGUGGGGGUGGGGGCGGGUGGGGAAACAGCGCUACGUGGAAUGGGGCUGAAUCUGGAGGGUGGAUACUGUCAUCCAAGACACUGCCUAUUACUCUACAGCUCCUCCCGCGGCUGGAGGGGUUCUCGUUGAGCUUCAACUCAGAAAUGACUGACUGGAGGAUUAUCCCGCCUGAGACACGCGCCGCGAUUGGGAGGCUAUUCAGACUACCCACUCUCAAUGCAGUCUCUCUCGAAUUUAUCAGGUCAUUUCCACUGCAGCAUCUUCUAUCCCUCGCGCGCCUGCGGUACAUCGGCCUGUCAUGCGUCGAGGUUGAACCAAUGACUAUAGGAGCCGCCAAUAUGCUUCCUCCGGAGCUGGCGGAGGGACGCUGGGUGCCCCGCUUGGAAUCUUUGUAUCUACGUGGGACUUCCUCUGCUACCAUUAAAGCAGUCGCUCAUUCCCUUACAUUGUCGUCGUCGUCGCCGUCCCCUCAGACUCUCAAGAAACUUUCCAUUACACCGACAUUCGAGGAAGGCUUCUGCGAUUCCAUAAGCGAGAUGAUCAACGCUACUGGAUCUAACAUCACGGUGUUCGAAUGGCUCCCUUCAAUCCAUUUUUGUUUUGUGACUGUGUAUGCUGCUUCGUUGGCGGAAGAUUAUUCUUCUCGGAAUCGCCUUGGCGAUCCCUUGGAUGGUUCUGAAUUUGCCGUCCCUUCUUCUUUCGCCCCACUUGGUUCCUACCCCACAUUCGGCGCUUUUGCUUCGGGAUUUCCCAAUCCCUACAAUCGCGGCAGCUCAAUUGGUUCGAUCAAUAUGGGUGCUCUCCCUUACCUGCGUGUCCUACGCUUCCUCGUGAGUUUCCGCAAGACACACUCGCACGGGCCAUUUCCAGAGGUCCUGCGCCUUCUAGGCCAAAUUUCCUCGUCAUCAUCCAAUGCCGAUAAUGCACACACACACACACCCAAUCGUAUCGAAACGAUCAUAUUUGACUGCCACUGCAUUCGUACACCCACCUCCUCCCACCGGUCCCAUAGCACACUAGAAAACCCAGACGCAGACCUCAAAUCUCUGCACGCGGACUGGCGUCCCAUCGACAAAAUUCUUUCCCGCCCCGCCUUUGCCUCCUUGAAGAGCGUGCAGAUUCGGCUGUCGACGAGCACGAGUGUGCCUGCCGCGCGGGAGCGGUUUACGCGCGCCUUUGCGUUCUUGCUACCGGCGCUCCAGGCGCGUGGCGUGGGAAUCAGUGUGCGCACUAGAGAAGAUGGGGAUGAGCGAUUUGUGUUAGAGGACUUCGGGAUUUAG
Psilocybe cubensis is the source of this 1656-nucleotide messenger RNA. RefSeq lists its product as uncharacterized. The record is from RefSeq and is a predicted model, not a curated record. Lineage: Eukaryota; Fungi; Basidiomycota; Agaricomycetes; Agaricales; Agrocybaceae. The coding region runs from base 1 to 1656 and encodes 551 amino acids. The transcript has 3 exons.